Molecule: messenger RNA, 269 nt
Organism: Dentiscutata heterogama
Lineage: Eukaryota; Fungi; Glomeromycota; Glomeromycetes; Diversisporales; Gigasporaceae
Source: the annotation of a GenBank genome assembly
AGGAUACUACUGAAAGUCUUGUAGGUAAAUUAGAGAGUUCAAUAAAUGAAUAUGACUACAAUGUAGAAUUUAGUCUUAAUACUUGUAAUGAAUUGAUUGAAUUUAGAGAAGUUGAAUUAGCAGAAGACAAAAAAAUAUUUGAAUUUUUAUUAAAUACUGUUGCUUCAAAUAUUCAAAAUAAUAAUUUCUAUAAUAUAUAUAAAAAACUAAGACAGACCUUAAUAACUAAAGCAAGGGGUUGUCAAAAAGCUUUAUCAGCUAGAACAUAG